Molecule: messenger RNA, 2612 nt
Organism: Enhydra lutris kenyoni (northern sea otter)
Lineage: Eukaryota; Metazoa; Chordata; Mammalia; Carnivora; Mustelidae
Product: death associated protein kinase 3
Exons: 9
Coding region: 129-1493 (454 amino acids)
Biological process (GO): protein phosphorylation; positive regulation of apoptotic process; intracellular signal transduction
Cellular component (GO): cytoplasm; nucleus
Molecular function (GO): ATP binding; protein serine/threonine kinase activity
Source: RefSeq, a predicted model, not a curated record
GGCCGCGGACGGUGCGAAGCGGGCUGGACCCUUGGCUGACGGCGGGCGGGGGUCACAGCGAGGGGACGCCCUGAGGUCCUGUCUCCAGCCUCGAGCGAGGGAAGACCUCGGAAGGCAGAUCGCCCACCAUGUCCACGUUCAGGCAGGAAGACGUGGAGGACUACUAUGAGAUGGGGGAGGAGCUGGGCAGCGGCCAGUUUGCCAUCGUGCGGAAGUGCCGGCAGAAGGGCACCGGCAAGGAGUACGCGGCCAAGUUCAUCAAGAAGCGUCGCCUGUCGUCCAGCCGGCGGGGGGUCAGCCGGGAGGAGAUCGAGCGGGAGGUCAAUAUCCUGCGGGAGAUCCGGCACCCCAACAUCAUCACGCUGCACGACAUCUUCGAGAACAAGACGGACGUGGUGCUCAUCCUGGAGCUGGUCUCGGGCGGGGAGCUCUUCGACUUCCUGGCCGAGAAGGAGUCGCUGACAGAGGACGAGGCCACGCAGUUCCUCAAGCAGAUCCUGGACGGCGUCCACUACCUGCACUCCAAGCGCAUUGCCCACUUCGACCUCAAGCCAGAAAACAUCAUGCUGCUGGACAAGAACGUGCCCAACCCGCGGAUCAAGCUCAUUGACUUCGGCAUCGCCCACAAGAUCGAGGCGGGGAAUGAGUUCAAGAACAUCUUCGGCACCCCCGAGUUCGUGGCUCCGGAGAUUGUCAACUAUGAGCCCCUGGGUCUGGAGGCAGACAUGUGGAGCAUUGGCGUCAUCACCUACAUCCUUCUGAGCGGCGCCUCCCCGUUCCUGGGUGAGACGAAGCAGGAGACCCUGACCAACAUCUCGGCUGUGAACUACGACUUCGACGAGGAAUACUUCAGCAACACCAGCGAGCUGGCCAAGGACUUCAUCCGCCGACUGCUCGUCAAAGACCCCAAGAGAAGAAUGACCAUCGCCCAGAGCCUGGAGCAUUCCUGGAUCAAGGCGAUCCGGCGGCGGAAUGUGCGGCGCGAGGACAGCGGCCGGAAGCCCGAGCGGCGGCGCCUGAAGACAGCUCGGCUCAAGGAGUACACCAUCAAGUCGCACUCCAGCAUGCCCCCCAACAACACCUACGUCAACUUUGAGCGCUUCUCCAAGGUGCUGGAGGAGGUGGCGGCGGCCGAGGAGGGCCUGCGGGGGCUGGAGCACAGCCGGCGCCUCUGCCAUGAGGACAUCGAGGCUCUGACGGCCAUCUACGAGGAGAAGGAGGCCUGGUACCGGGAGGAGAACGAGAGCAUCGGCCAGGACCUGCGGCGGCUGCGGCAGGAGCUGCACAAGACCGAGGCGCUGCAGCGGCAGGCCCAGGAGGAGGCCAAGGGCGCCCUGCUGGGGGCCAGCGGGCUCAAGCGCCGCUUCAGCCGCCUCGAGAACCGCUACGAGGCCCUGGCGAAGCAGGUGGCCUCCGAGAUGCGCUUCGUGCAGGAUCUGGUGCGGGCCAUGGAGCAGGAGAAGCUGCAGGGCGUAGAGUGCAGCCUCCGCUAGGGCGGCGGGGCGGGGCGGGGGGCAGUUGGUUGCGCUGGGCUGGGACGCGCUCGGGGGGGUCGGGAACCUGAAGCCACUCGGCUCCUCUGUCCCGAGGCUCUGGCAUCUUGGGGGGCUUCUGGGGCGGCAUCACCCGGGGAACUCUGGGCUCUGCGAGCGCUUGGCCGGUGGGGGGCGGCCUCCGUGGGCCCGGCCUGUGCCGGGCGCUUUGCAGAGGGCCUGGGGCUUGGAGCGGCCUCACUCCGGCGGGGCCUCAGUUGCCUCUGCUGGACACCAGGCGGGAGGCAGCUCCCGCGGGGGCUGCGGGGGUGGCGGGUUCUGGCCCUGCUGUCCCCAUCCCCUAUCCUCACUGUGCCCCCUCGGCCCUGAGCUGGCACCAGGGCCCGCGGAGGGGCCACCGAGGGUGUCUGUGGCCGGGCACCGAGCCCUGGUGCAGAAGCCCAUGGAGCCCCGGGCACAGGGUGAGGCGCUGCGCAGCCCCACGCUCCUUUCUGAAGCGCCCACAGCCACGUGCAUGCGGAUGACACGCCCCGCGCCCGUCUGGCUCCCAUCCCCGUUCCAGUGCUGCCUUUUGGACUGUCAGGGUUCACAGUAGCCCGCGUGGAGUCGUCGUCCCCAGGACACUCUGUGAAGGCUCAGUAUCCCCUGAGUGCCCGGCCAGCCCCCGCUGCCCCGCGGGUGGAGAAAGCCCCGUGGCCCUGGAGCCCCGAGGGGCUGAGUUGUUGCAGCGGGCGGUGCUGUCGCCCGCCACUAGGUGCCGCCCUCGAGCAGGGUCGAGCCCCCAGGGAAGGGCCUGAGUUCAGGCUGCACCACAUCGUGCGUCUGGGCGGCGGUCAGGUUAAGCAAGCCGCCGGUGCAACCCCUCUAGACUGAGAGGCGUUCUCCAGACAGGCCGUCCUGGGCUGAGAGCAGGGAGGGACCAGGCAGGGGGACCGGCCAGGACUGGAGGACCGGCUGUGGGGUCUGGCAGAGCUGUCCUGACUGUGCCUCGGCCUGGCCCCGGGGCUGGGCUGGGAGCCACCCUCCCCGCUCUGCGAGCCCUGCUGUACCCUCCUGCAUGUGUCUCCUGCGAGCCGAAGGGAAAUAAAGGCCCGCUCCCGACACGCGGCUCUUUGUGCG